This is a messenger RNA of Marchantia polymorpha subsp. ruderalis, 1982 nucleotides long. The record is from the annotation of a GenBank genome assembly. NCBI's taxonomy places the organism in Eukaryota, Viridiplantae, Streptophyta, Marchantiopsida, Marchantiales, Marchantiaceae.
CCUGGAGUCACCUGAUUAACGACUUUUUGCGAGCUAGCUUCUGCAGGCUACAUCGAGCCCGAGAGCCCGCGAGCCCGCUUCUCCUGCAGCCGAGAUUGGCGUGUGCAUCUGCGCAUUGCCGAGACGCGAAGAUCCAGUUUCGGACGCCUGUUCCCACUGCUCCCCCGGAGAUCGCCAUACAAGAGCCCGUGGGCGAAGCUAAAUUCGAAGAAAAGAGUCGACUCAGAGGUAGAGAGCUUAAGCUUCGAGCGGAGAGGAGGAGAUGAGGUGCAGGAGCCUGAGCAUUGAGCGACGUGGAAUGCCAACAUAAGUCUCCGCCUCUCUCUUCUUCUCUGCUGUUUCAUUGUUCGUGGGAUGCGCGGGUGUUAAUCGGGACGAAGGGAGGAUUGGACUGGACGUGUUUUCCAGGAGAACUCCAAGGGGCGAGGACGAUUGCUUUCCCUCGCUUUAGCGCCGGUGAUCGGAGACGCCUGCACUCAUGAAGGACCGAGCGGUCUUGCCUCAAUACAACAAUGCAGUGCCGACGGUGAGCAGCAGCUCGGCUGCGACAUCCGGAGCACCGGCCAUGAUGAACACGAAUCAAAACAGCCAAGGAAAUGUCCCUAAUGCGCAUUGCGACUCAGUUUUGCUUGACAUCGAGACAGGUCCAGUGACGGCCAGCGCUGCGCCCGAACCCAAGAGAUGGUUCCGCUCCGAAUCGUUUACCUCCAAGACAGCGGUGUUCAGUCAGUUGGGAUCAGCGGUGAGCUCUCUCAGCAACAGGUGUCGUGGCGCAUUGCUGGGAUCGUCUCUAGUUACUUACAUCCAUCGGUUGCCGGCUUUGGACAAGCCCUUCGAUCUCACAGAGAUCCAUCCAGGUGACCCGAAGGAAGGAAUUCUUUAGAGCUUGCGGAUUGCAGCAAGCAACUCGACGAUCGAACGACAUCUACUUAAAAUCAAAGCGGAAGCAAGAGCAGCUAGCAUUGUUUCUGGACACGUCAAAAUGUUCACUUCGCGAUGAUGAACAAGACAAAUAGAGUUCAUCAUCCAAUUAGUGGUUUCAGCGACAGCACGUUUAUCAUCUCGUCGCCCGUUUCGACAGCUCUCAUCGACGGACGCAAAGUCGUGGCGACUGAGUUGGGGAAGAAGUGCAGAAGGAUGAAGUCCAUCGUCACACUUCAGGCGCAGGCAGCAGCUCCAUAACUGGAGAGUCGUGUACUGUAUUGCCACGGUAGUACUAGUAAUAAUAAGGAGUACGUGGACUUGUAGAGAAAGAAGCAACCAUCUCGCGUUUUGGCUGGACCACAAUAGAUCAGAGAGAGAACUUAGAUUAGUUUCAGUUGGAAGUACAACUGAAAUCUUUCGUUUCAUGAAAAUUUCAGGAUCCUCAUGAGUGUGAAACUUGAAAUUUCAGGAUACUUGAGAUUUAUGAGCGAUCCUUAUGAGUGAUACUUGUACUUCAUUGAUCCUUGUAUUAUAAGGAGAUCAAACCGGGUUUUUUUUAGGUGACAACUUGUUUCGUCGUAAAGCAUCUACUUCUCUUAAAGAAAGGCGAACAGCCAUGCGCCUGUCGUGAACGCAAUCGCGGUGAUUUGUGCAGAGGGGACGGACCGUAGGUUGCAGGGGCUUUUGUGUUCUGACGUUCAUCAUGCAUUCUUAGACAAGAAAACUCUGCUGCUAUGUACACUUUUCGUCCCGUUACUUGGAUGAACAACUUAUGAAACAUUUUGAUUACACUAUUUACAGUUUCGUGGUUAUGGCAAAGGGUCUUCACUGAUAGAUCAAGAACCAAAAUCUGAUACAAGUGUCUUGUUGAAGGGAAUAAGAGCUGCACGCUACGCCCAAUCAUGAUGACAAUUCGAAGUCGGCGAACCUUGAUGUGAUCUGACUUACGGGCGAUUGACAUGUCCAGGAGCCUAUCUUCAAUUAUUGUCCUCUUAUGGCAAGAAGAGAGCUCUGUGACGUGCAAGAUUGAACGCCUUCAGUUUCUGUUGAUGUGCUAG